AUUCGUGGGCCUAUAUAAUGCCUCUGGCGAGCCCCUACAUUCAUCCAGUCGCAUUUGUUGUUGGACAUCUUAGUAUUCGGCGUAUAGUUUCUGUGCAAACUGUCCUACAUCAAUUCGAAACAUGUCUUCGAUCCACGAGCUCAAUGAUCCUGCUUCAAACACGAUUGGAGUAAGGACCUCUCCUGAGCCCAGCGAGGUCUUUCGGCAAAUUUUCGCCCUGUCCAUGGCCUCAAACGCUCUUUAUACAUCGAACGGCAUCCAAGACGAUCUCCUACAGUGCAUACAGACCAAGUUACCCGGCAUCGUCUCUGCUAUCAGCGGCCAGUGGACAGUGGUAUGGGGCCCGGUGAUAUGGAAAGCUGCGCCGGACGAUGAAGAAACCGGGCCUAGUAACACGUGGUUUAUCGCGCAUAGUCCGAGCGUCCUCUUCGAUGAUGGGAAAGAACGUGAGGCAUACGUGAUAGCUAUCGCUGGGACGAAUGCCAAGGCAGGUUCUGGUGGCUGGGAACAAAACCUUGGGGUUGACAGAGUAGUGGACUUUCCCGCGUGGGUGACAAGCGGAAUCACUCAACCUCCGGUACCAGUGGACCGAGUAAGCGUUGUACCUGAUGGGACAUAUGUGGCCAAUGGAACGGCCACUGGUGUGCACAUCCUGCUUUCUGAGCAUUCCCCUCCAGGCUCAGCUUCAGCGGGUCUCACACUUUAUGAAUACCUGACUGGUAUAAUCGCAUCGGAGUCAACGAGAGUGGUGUUCACGGGACACAGUCUCGGCGGGGCCUUGUCUCCUACGUUGGCACUUGCGCUUGCUAGAUCGGGUGCCCUGAAAGGGAAAGCGCUGGUGUAUCCCACCGCUGGACCAAGCCCCGGCAAUGGCAGCUUUGCAAAUCUCUUUGCAGAAACUUUUCCAACGUCCCCGAGCACAACCCCUGAGACUCGAUAUGCAGUCUGGAACAGAAACAUCAUCAAUUCUCUCGAUAUCGUACCGCAGGCGUGGUGCACGAACCCCACAUUAUCACCUGCGCAGAACAUGGACAACAUUCCGCCCAUAUACGGCGUUCCAGUUAUAGAAUAUGUCCAACAAAUCACCAGUCUCCUCAAAUUCAGUGCCAUCAGUUCGGACACGGUGUACAUCCCACUCCAGAGCUGCAUCCUUCCCGGCAUCAAACCUCAAACGGUCCCAGAAACUGAGACUGAGUUUAUGCGUGUUGCAUUGGAUCAACACAUGGCGUUUUACUCCGGCGUAUUUGGUGUGGAGGCACCAGAGUUAGACUGCAAGAAGCUCACAAAGAAGACGGAGGAGGAGAUGUUCCUUGAAUUUCCUGUCAUUGGUGACAUUGAGUGGGGAAAGGAACACCGAGCUGAAGUGGAGGCCGCAGUGUCCGCGCUGCAAGGCGAGUGAGGGUACACCCGACGACGGUGAGGAGUGAAGAGUUUAGGCAUUCGGAUGGGCCUCGGAGCGAGUGUACGUUAAGCAAUUUGUAUGUACGAUUUGAGGGCAACUGUGAUACGUUUGUGGUGAUUCUGAAUGAAAAAAUGCUAUAGGACAUGUAAGUCCAUUCAAUUGCAAAGCGUCCGUAGUCAAUAUGCGAAACAUUGAACACGACUACUUCAGAGCGCUGCGACAGCCUGUCUCACUAGGUAAGUGGACCAACGUUUAGAAGGAAGAUAGUCCGAGUCGGUCCUUUAAAAUCAU
Suillus paluster is the source of this 1693-nucleotide messenger RNA. RefSeq lists its product as uncharacterized. The coding region runs from base 122 to 1399 and encodes 425 amino acids. The transcript is spliced from 4 exons. The record is from RefSeq and is a predicted model, not a curated record. Lineage: Eukaryota; Fungi; Basidiomycota; Agaricomycetes; Boletales; Suillaceae. Gene Ontology annotation, biological process: lipid metabolic process.